AUGGUGCAGUACAGACUUACAUACUUCGAUGGCCGCGGUACUGCUGAGAUCAUUCGACAAAUUUUUGCCGUUGCUGGGGAAAAAUUUGAGGAUGUUCGUGUCAUUCAACAAGGAUGGCCAAAACUCAAGGCUAAUACACCUUUCGGACAAUUGCCAGUGCUGGAAAUCGACGGUAAGCAGCUAGCUCAAUCUGCUGCCAUUGCUCGAUAUCUUGCCAGAAAAUUUGGGCUCGCCGGCAAAAACCCGUAUGAGGAGGCGGUUGUCGAUUCUAUCGUUGACCAGUUCAAGGACUUCACUGCUGAAAUUCGCCCAUACUUGAGAGUAGCUAUGGGUUUCGAACAAGGAGAUAAGGAUAAGCUAGCCAAUGAUGUGCUCUUUCCGGCCCGUGACAAGUUCUUUGGUUUCAUGACGAAGUUCCUCAAGGAGAAUAAAUCAGGUUAUCUUGUUGGAGACUCACUGACUUUUGCCGAUCUCUACCUGGCAGAGCACUGUGCUGAGUUUGCAAAGAAGAUGCCAAGUAUUUAUGAUGGAUUCCCAGAAAUCAAAGCUCAUGCAGAGAGAGUUCGCUCGAAUCCAGCUCUGAAAAAGUGGCUCGCUACUCGACCAGAAACUCCUUUCUGAGUGAUCGUUCUUUUGUUAGAAUAAACGAG
Messenger RNA from Cylicocyclus nassatus, 650 nucleotides. The record is from the annotation of a GenBank genome assembly. NCBI's taxonomy places the organism in Eukaryota, Metazoa, Nematoda, Chromadorea, Rhabditida, Strongylidae.